AUGAUCUACGUCGACGAGACCGAGCCUGAGUCACUCACAGACGUGGAGCCGCCAUUUCAGCCGCGAAAGGUGAAGGUCAAGAAAACCGAUCCCAGUUCGGAGUACAAACUGGGCCAAGAGCUCGGCCGCGGCAAAUUCGGCGUCGUCCGCCGCUGUACGGAGAAGACCUCAAACAAGAGCCUGGCGGCGAAGUUCAUCGAAACCUCCAGCGCCCAGGACCGGAAAGACGUGGAGCGCGAGGUGGACAUUAUGUGCUCGCUGCAGCACCCGCGCCUCCUUCAGCUCUACGACGCUUUUGAUGACGGCCGGAAGAUGUGCCUCAUUAUGGAGUGCAUCGACGGCGGCGAGCUCUUUGAGCGCGUCCUCGACGACGACUUUAUCCUCACGGAGAAGGCCUGCUCCAUUUUUGUGCGGCAGAUCUGCGAGGGCCUCGAGUACAUUCACUCGCAGUCCAUUGUCCACCUUGAUAUGAAGCCGGAGAACGUCCUCUGCGUCACCCGAGCGGGCAAUCGCGUCAAGCUGAUCGACUUUGGCUUUGCCCGGCGCGUCAACGCCAAGGAGAAACUGCAGGUGAUGUUCGGCACGCCGGAGUUUGCCGCCCCCGAGGUGGUCAACUUUGAGGAGAUUGGCUUCACCACCGACAUGUGGGCCGUCGGUGUGAUUACCUACGUUCUCCUUUCCGGCCUGUCGCCCUUCAUGGGCGAGUCCGACCUGGAGACGAUGGCGAAUGUGACGAAGGCGGUGUACGACUUCAACGACGAGAGCUUUGAUAUCAUUUCCAAGGACGCGAAGAACUUCAUCUCCAAGCUACUGGUCAAGAAUAAGGCGUAA
Molecule: messenger RNA, 831 nt
Organism: Rhagoletis zephyria (snowberry fruit fly)
Lineage: Eukaryota; Metazoa; Arthropoda; Insecta; Diptera; Tephritidae
Source: RefSeq, a predicted model, not a curated record